AGUGUCCCUCAGCUCCUCGGGCGCGCGCCCCCAGCUCAGCCCGGCGCUCCCAAACUUGGGUCCCGGCAGAGCCCGGGUCCGAGACUGAGUCCUCGCUGCCCAACACUAGCCUGGACGGGACGGGCCGGGCCGGGCCGGGACUGGACCGGACCCCGGGGGACGCUCCGGACCGGGAGCCGCGGGUGUCGGGCCCCGGACUUUGAGACGCCGGCCCCGAGGGGUGAGGGGCGGUGAGCGACCCCCCCCAGCCCAGCCCCGGUACCCGGGAUGGAGCCCCGAGCUCCGGUAGGGGCUGCCGGCCGCCGCGUCUGAGGGGAGGGGGCCCAGGCGAGGGGAGGCCAUGACCUCGGUGUGGAAGCGGCUCCAGCGCGUGGGGAAACGCGCCGCCAAGUUCCAUUUCGUGGCGUGUUAUCAGGAGCUGGUGGUGGAGUGCACCAAGAAAUGGCAGCCGGACAAGCUGGUGGUCGUGUGGACCCGGAGGAACCGGCGCAUCUGCUCCAAGGCCCACAGCUGGCAGCCCGGGAUCCAGAACCCUUACCGGGGCAUGGUGGUGUGGAUGGUGCCGGAGAAUGUGGAUAUCUCCGUGACCCUGUAUCGGGACCCCCACGUGGAGCAGUACGAGGCCAAGGAAUGGACGUUCAUCAUUGAGAAUGAGUCCAAGGGGCAGCGCAAGGUGCUGGCCACGGCGGACGUGGACCUGGCCCGCUACGCGGGGCCCGCGCAGUCCCAGGCGCCCCUUCGGUUGAAGCUGAAGCCCAAGUCGGUGAAAGUGCUGAACGCGGAGCUGAGCCUGACCCUGCUGGGCGUCCUGGUCAGGGAGGGCCGAGCCACGGACGACGACAUGCAGAGCCUGGCCAGCUUAAUGAGCGUCAAGCCCAGCGACGUGGGCAACCUGGAGGACUUCGCUGAGAGCGACGAAGAGGACGCCGCGGGCCAGGGGGCCCCCGAGGCCCGGGCCAGGCCUGGCCAGCCAGGUCCGGCCGCGGCCCCGAGGUUGGGGCAUUUCCCAGAUCCGUCCCGGGAGCUGGACACUGUGCGCGAGGAGGAGGAAGGAGGCAGGCCUGGCUCCGGGGCCGUUUCCAAGAAGGGAGCAGCGGCCUCUGCCCAGCCCGCUGCCCCGGCCCAGCCGGCCCAGGCUCCGCUGGAGGAGGGCGGCGUUAAGGAGCCCGGAGCAGCCCCUGUAAGUGCCCCUGCCUCUGCCCCCGCGCCCCCUCUCAGGGCUUCCCGGGGCCAGGGGGGCAGGGGGCAUCGCGGCCCGCCGAGCCCGGGGGGCCAGCCCAGGGAGGAGGCGGAAGCGGCCGGGGGCAGGAUGGGCACCGAGGCCCAGCCGCUCCAGGGACCCGUGCCGGAGAUGAGGUCCCCGUGGCGACCCCUUGAGGAUUCCCCCGUCCCCGCCCCCCGGCUCAGGAGAGUGGCCACCGCCCCCCUGCACCCAGCCCUUCCGCACCAGGAGGAAGCCCCAGGGGGCCCCCCAGGGGAGCAGGCGGGCCCCGGAGCGGGGGGAGCCCAUCAGCUAGAGCUGGGAGCAGGAGAGAGAGAGCAGGGCAGCGGCAAAGCCAGGGACGCUUCCCGGGAGGGGCGAGGAGGAGGGCGAGGAGAGGAAGGAGCGCCCGCCCCGCCGGGCCCGAGGGCCCGGGACGGCGACGGAGGCGGGCGGGGGAGCCCGGAGCCCCGGCACAGGGGGCGAGGAGGAGGGGAGGGGCAGGGCCAAGGCGCCAGGGCCGGGGAGAAGCGGGCCGCCAGGGGGCCAGACGCCAGGCAGGAGGCCGCGAGGGGGCCGCGGGCCUGGGCCCAGACGGAAGCCCAGUUGGCGGCAGCCACUGACCGGGCCCCCCCGGAGACAGCCGCGAGCCAGGAAAUUAGGGGGCCGGAGGCUAGGGGGGCAGAGGAGCCCACAGAGAAGCCCGGGGCCCAGGAGCCCGGCCCGGAGGAGCCCCGGGGGCCAGGCCCGUGUCCUCCAGCCCAGGCCAGUGAGAGCCCGCAGGCCCCCAGGCCGGUCCAUGGCACUGGGCCGGGGGCUGAGGCGGGAGCUCCCGGGGGCGUAGCUGAAAGAGCUUCAGGACAGGAGGACGGUGGGAGAGCAGAGGAGAGGGGCCAAGAGGGGACAGGGGCCCUGGGGGUCCCUCCCACGGGAGCCGAAGGCACCAUGGCCCAGGUGAGCAAGAGGGGCGCCCAUCCAGGGAGCAGGGACAGCUGGGAGCGUGGGGCCGGGGCCGGGCCAGCAGCGGCUGAGGAGGCGGGCUCCGGGACGCGGAGGGACAGCCAGGAGGUCAGCUCCAGCCAGUCCCUGCUGGAGUGGUGCCAGGAGGUCACGGCGGCUUACCCCGGGGUCCGGGUCACCAACUUCACCACGUCCUGGCGCAACGGGCUGGCUUUCUGCGCCCUCCUGCACUACUUCCACCCGGACAAGAUUGACUUUGCUGCCCUGGACCCCCAGGACAUCAAGCAGAACAACAAGCAGGCGUUCGACGGCUUCGCGGCCCUGGGCGUCUCGCGGCUGCUGGACCCUGCGGACAUGGUGCUCCUGGCCGUGCCGGACAAGCUGAUCGUCAUGACCUACCUGUGCCAGAUCCGGGCCUUCUGCACGGGCCAGGAGCUGCAGCUGGUGCAGGUGGAGGGCGGCGGCCGGGCCAGCACCUACAGGGUGGGCGGCCCCGAGCCCGAGCUGCCCGCGGCCCUGGGCUCCGGCCACCUGGCCCAGCGUCUGCGCGAGCGCGGCGGGGACGUGGUGGGGGUCGCCCCCGCCAACCCGGGCCCCUCCAAGGAUCCCGCCAAGGCGGCCGGGAGGCAGCCCAAGGAGGAGGCCGGCAGGGCCGGACUCCCCGACGAGGGCCCCACGGCCGGAGCGGCCCCAAAGAGCCCAGGGCAGGAGGCCAACGGGGACACCAGGAAGGGCGCCCCGGGGGCCCCGAGGGACGCCGGGAAGAAGGAGGUCGGCGGCCCGGAGGCCGGCAGCUCCGAGGAGGCCAGAGCCCGGGCCGAGGGCCCCGCGGUCAGGACCAGGACGCCGUCCCCGGCCGACGGGCUGCUGAACGGGACCGGGGCCGCCGCCGUCAGGCUCAGGCGGCCCUCGCUGAACGGGGAGGCUGGCAUGGGGCCCAUCCCCCCUCCCCGGGCCCACGGGUCCUUCUCCCACGUCCGGGACGCCGACCUGCUGAAGAAGAGGCGCUCGCGGCUCCGGAGCAGCUCCUCGCUCUCUGUGGACGACGCCGAGUCCGCGGCCGCCGGGCCCUCGGAGACCCCGGCUCCAGAUCCUGCCUCAGUCUCCGCCAGCCAGAAGCCCACUGAUGCGAACCUUCCUGCCGAGGAGUCUCUGCCAAGUUCCAGUUCCAGCGUCAGUCCCAGUGAGGAGCCUGGGAUGCAGCGUUUCCAGGACACAAGCCAGUACGUGUGCGCCGAGCUUCAGGCCUUGGAACAGGAGCAGAGACAGAUCGAUGGGCGGGCGGCCCAGGUGGAGACGCAGCUGCGGAGCCUCAUGGAGACAGGUGCCAACAAGCUGCAGGAGGAGGUGCUGAUCCAGGAGUGGUUCACGCUGGUCAAUAAGAAGAACGCCCUGAUCCGGAGGCAGGACCAGCUCCAGCUCCUGAUAGAAGAACAAGACCUGGAGAGACGCUUCCAGCUCCUGAGUAGAGAACUGAGAGCCAUGAUGGCUAUUGAAGACUGGAUGAAAACGGAAGCCCAGCAGCACCGGGAGCAGCUCUUGCUGGAGGAGCUGGUGUCCUUGGUGAACCAGCGGGAUGAGCUGGUGCGGGACUUGGAUAACCGGGAGAGGACAACCCUGGCUCUUGGCCCGGCCGGACGCUGCCCCUUCUUUUCCCAGAGCCCUGGAGGAGGACGAGCGCCUGGAGCGGGGUCUGGAGCAGCGGCGUCGGAAGCUGAGUCGCCAGCUGAGCCGCCGGGAGCGCUGCCUGCUGAGCUGAGCCGGGCCGGGCAGAACCGAGCCGAGCGAAGCCGAGCCGGGCCGGGCGGGCCGCGGAUCCCCGGCCAGUCUCUUCGGGGGACCGCUCCCAUUCGGGCUGGGUGGGGGCCGAGGGUCACGCUGGGCGUCCCGGGGAUCCCUUGCCGGCGGGCGGGAUGGGCCAGGAGGCCCCGGACCUGCGCCAGGGGGUUUCCCUGCCUGGCUGGGAGCCCCGCCCCCCAGCCUCCCCGCCCCCCAGCAUCCGCUCUCCUUCGUCCCCGCCCCGCUCGUGCCUUUCAGCGUGUGGCCACCAGAGGCCGCCGUGGGCCUGGUUUGCGGCGCUGCGGGGCGUGGGGGCCCCUAGCGGUGGGCCGGCCCAGCCUCCCCCAGCCCGCCGGGCCGUAUUUAUUGCAGUGUGUGCGCGUGUCUGUGUGUCUGUCUGUGUGUGCGCGUGGGCUCUGGGCCCCGCGGGGGGGGAGGGGUGGGUGGGUGUGCGAUUGCGGAGGGAUCCCCCGAGACCUCUGGGCCCUUCGCUAAGCGAGGGGGAGGGGGCGGGGGCAGCGGGCGAUGACUCCGGGCCCUCCCCUGGCCGAGCAAAGACUGGGUUAGCCCCUCUUGUUACUGGGGGGGAGGGGCAGAACCUCCCCCUCAGACCGCACCACCCUGGCCAGCAGUUUGACCUCAAUAAAUUCUGACUGGGA
This is a messenger RNA of Antechinus flavipes (yellow-footed antechinus), 4599 nucleotides long. RefSeq names its product EH domain binding protein 1 like 1 (gene EHBP1L1). NCBI's taxonomy places the organism in Eukaryota, Metazoa, Chordata, Mammalia, Dasyuromorphia, Dasyuridae. The record is from RefSeq and is a predicted model, not a curated record. Gene Ontology annotation, molecular function: protein binding. The transcript has 20 exons. The coding region runs from base 341 to 4435 and encodes 1364 amino acids.